AUGAAAGAGGAAUACCUCGAUUUUCCGCUGCUCUUCGACGACAAGACCAAAACGCAGCACUUCAUAACCCAGGGUCUGCGGCUGUACGCCGAAACGGCCGAGUUUUGCUCGCACGAGCAGUUUCUGGACAUUUACGAGCUCACGCACAACGUCGACCUGUUCCUCGAAACGCUCUCGUUCCCGUGCCGCACACUGUGCCAGCUGCUCGGCGUGCUGCUCGUUGGGGCCCGCUACAACCCACACUGCACACCCGAGACCUACGGCGUGCUCCACCGCGAGUUCUCGCGCGUCGGGCUUUUCACGGAGGACUGCAUGGAGCUGAUCCAGGCCCGCCUGCUGUUGCUCGAGCACUACGUGUACUCGCUCAAGAUGGAGUCCACGUGGUCGCUGCUGUUCAGCAUCGUGUGCGCCGCGUACGCUCUGGGGUAUCACGUGCGCGAAACGGGCAACCACGCCGACGAGCGCAAAUUUGUGCUCUGGCGCACCAUCGUCUUCUACGACUGCCUCAUCGGGUCCACGAACGGCCGCCCGAACGCCACGUCGUGUCUUCUGGACCCGGCCUCGUCCAUGCUGUGCGACUUGAUCCACCUCUACCGCGACACCAACCGCGCGUUCCAGGCCUACGGAAAAGACCCGGCGCUCUACGAGGCCCAGAUUCUGCCGCUGGACAGCCGCAUGUCCGCCGUGCUCGACCGCAAAACCGACACAGACCCGCUCCUCCUUCGCAGCUACCGCCUCCUGAUCCUCACCAACCAGAUCAAACUCCACUACCCGUUCUUACGUAAGCACAGAUAUUCGCAGUACCAGCUGAACGGGCUGCUGUGCGCGUUUUCGUACGAGUUUGUGGAUUUUGUGCGGUUUGCCACGGAGAAUGCGCCCGUGUCCUACGUUAAGUUGCGCGAGUCGUUCCCGUUCGUGUCCUGCCAUACGUACCAGACCCUGGCGAUUGUGAUUGCCUGUAUUAAAAAAGACCUACAUGUUCUGGAGCCGCGGCUGUUCCAGUCGUUCCUGCUGAUGAGCGAGCGGCUGCAUGCGUUCGCCGACUUCCUGGACACGGACGAGCCGCUCAAACAGAUUUUGGGCACGCUGCACGAGCUUGCAGGGCCGCAGAGCCAGCACUCUGUCGCGCCGCUACCGAUCGAAAACCACUCCAGCUUCGUCCACGAUGACCCGUUUUUCUUCCAGAUGUUCUAUGCCAAGGAGGGGUGA
Molecule: messenger RNA, 1209 nt
Organism: Ogataea parapolymorpha DL-1
Lineage: Eukaryota; Fungi; Ascomycota; Pichiomycetes; Pichiales; Pichiaceae
Exons: 1
Coding region: 1-1209 (402 amino acids)
Source: RefSeq, a predicted model, not a curated record